This is a messenger RNA of Plasmodium gaboni, 1021 nucleotides long. Lineage: Eukaryota; Apicomplexa; Aconoidasida; Haemosporida; Plasmodiidae. The record is from the annotation of a RefSeq genome assembly.
CAAAAAGGAUUUACCAGCAGUAUUGGAAAAAUUUCUUCUAAAUUGGAAGGUGAUCCACGAGAAGGUCAAUAUACCCGUGGAGGUCUACAAGUACAUUUGAAGAAUAACAUAUGUAAUAUAAACGUGCGACAUUCCAAUGCUAAGAGUGAAUCAGAAAAUCCAUGCCAAGGUAAAAAUCCAGAUAGGUUUGUUUUAGGAACUACAUGGAAAAAGGACGAUAAGGUAAAUAAAAAUCACCAUGAGGUAUUUUUGCCUCCUAGAAGAGAACAUAUGUGUACCUCCAAUUUGGAAUAUUUAGACACGACUAGCAGUCAACUUACAGGAGCUAAUGCUAGCAAUUCAUUAUUGGGAGAUGUAUUAUUAGCUGCAAAAUACGAAGCCGAUAGAAUAAAGGAUUUAUAUCCUGACGGCCAUAAAAAAUAUAAUCAUCCAGAUGUGUGCCGCGCCGUGCGCAACAGUUUUGCUGAUCUAGCAGAUAUUAUAAGAGGAACUGAUUUGUGGGAAGAAAAUACUGGCGAAGGAAAAAUACAAGAAAAUUUACAAGCUAUUUUUAGAAAAAUUAAAGAAAGAAUUGGUGAUAACAAUGGUAAAUAUACAGACACUAAAAAAUAUUUGGAUUUCCGCAAAGAUUGGUGGGCUGCCAACCGCGACCAAAUAUGGGAUGUAAUGAUGUGUAGCCUUCGUGAUUAUAUGGCAGCACCAAAUAUUAAAAUUGAUCAAGGAGUGGUUACAGGAAUGGCAUCGGUAUAUUGUGGAUAUUAUGAUCAUGCACCACCUGAUGAUUAUAUCCCCCAAUGGUUGAGGUGGAUGACUGAAUGGAAUGAAAGUUACUGCAAACAGUUGAAAUCACAUAUGUCAACGUUUGAAUACAGUUGCUCGAAAUGUAAGGGUGGUAACGGACCUAAUGGACAAUGUACACAAGGCAGUGGGAUUUGUGAACGAUGCACUAUUAUGUGCAAUAUAUAUCCUCCCGCUGACUUUACAUAAUCAGCAGCAGAUUUGUAAUCAGCAUUGCCUUCUU